This is a messenger RNA of Mytilus trossulus (common blue mussel), 2195 nucleotides long. Its product is annotated as tRNA-splicing endonuclease subunit Sen34-like. NCBI's taxonomy places the organism in Eukaryota, Metazoa, Mollusca, Bivalvia, Mytilida, Mytilidae. Gene Ontology annotation, cellular component: tRNA-intron endonuclease complex. The record is from RefSeq and is a predicted model, not a curated record. The transcript is spliced from 6 exons. Gene Ontology annotation, biological process: tRNA-type intron splice site recognition and cleavage; tRNA splicing, via endonucleolytic cleavage and ligation. The coding region runs from base 93 to 962 and encodes 289 amino acids. Gene Ontology annotation, molecular function: nucleic acid binding; tRNA-intron lyase activity.
UUCCACGUGGUUUUCGUUCGUAUCAUCUCUAGCUUCUUCUGAAACUGAAAGUAGAUUUUUCUGUCUUUCUUUAAAAAUCGUUGGAAAAUGUAAUGUCUGAUCGUUGCAGAAUCAAAAUAUAUCUACAGAACCAAAAUGUAUUUGUAUGGAGUGCUAAAGAUUCUGUGACAUUGAGGGAAGAAUGGAGAAUUGUUGGAUCAUUGGUGGGAUGUCUUCCACGCUUACCUCGACAGAACAACCAGCUGGGGCUACCAUUACAGUUACUUCCAGAGGAAACAACAAUGUUACUAGAAAAGAGUGUGUGCUUAUUGGUAAAACCAAAAGAAAACUUACUGGAACCAACACCUGAACAGGUCAAAGAGCAUGAACAUUUAAGACUGGAUUUGUAUAAGGAGCAGAUCGAACUUUUCAAAGAUGAGAGAAGAAAAGAAAUGAUUCACAAUCUGCAUCAGAUCAAAGAAGGAAAGAGAAAAAAGCUAAAGGAAGAAAUGGAGAGAAAAAGAGAAGCAGGAGAAACUGUCAAUGAAACAGAUUUAGAUGUAGAAAUAGAUAUAAACACCAUACAGAUACCUCCUGUUGCUCUGAAAAAUUCACUAGUACAACUUUAUACUGAAAGUCCAUAUAAUGAAGCUUUAGAUGAAUGUGGGUCUGAAUGGUGUUACCCUACCAAUGACAAAGAGACUACGAGAUACAAAGUGUUCACAGAUUUAUGGAAGAAAGGGCAUUAUCUAACUUCUGGAAGUAAAUUUGGUGGAGAUUUCUUGGUUUAUCCAGGAGAUCCAGCCAGAUUCCAUUCAUUUUACAUAGCUGUGUGUCGUCCAUACAAACAAGAGAUUUCCAUGUCUGACUUUAUAUCAUUGGCAAGAAUGGGAUCAAAUGUUCGUAAAACUGUCAUAUUGUGUUCUGUUGAUAACAAUGAUCAGGUUGUUUAUACCUCUAUACAAUGGACAGGAAUAGCAUAACAGGAGAAUGUACCUGCUGGUUUAUAGAUGUAUCCGGUUUUAAGCAUUUCAGCAAGUUAGUUAUAAAAGGAUACAUAAGAUAAGGCUGUGAAGUUACAGAGACACAGAGAGAGAGAAAGAUGUACAAUGAUAAAAGUAGAUUAAAAACAUUACAAUAGAAGGAAAUAUCUAAAUUGUUGUUAAAGUUUAAUGCAUGUUAAUUGUAUCAAGUUGUUGCUCCUUAGGUAUUAUCAAUAUUGAGAAAAUGCCAAAGUGAGUUUAUAUUGCCUAUUUGUUUUUACACAAAGUAAAAUAUUCUAUACAUUUUCUGUGCAUAGUCCAUGAGUAUAAAAACAAGGAUGUGGUAUGAUUUCCAAUGAGACAACUAACAAUUAAAACUUAAGGAUAAAGAUGUAAAAAUUUAUUGUUACAGCUAACCAUGCAGUCUUUAACAAUGAGCAAAUAGAUAUAAGAAGAUGUGGUACGAGUGCCUAUGAGACAACUCUCCAUAUAAAUAGUUACAAUAAGUAAAAACAUAACCAAUUUAGGUCUAAGUAUGGCUUUCAACACAGAGUCAUGGCUCACACAGAAUAGCCAGCUAUAAAGCCCAAAAAGAAUAGUAAAUUAUAAAAGGUAACUUGGAUAACAAAAUUUGAAACUGUUUAAAGACAUAUAGAGAAUGAUUGUGGGUUUUUACAUGAAUGUGGACAACCAACCAUCUCCUAACCUUUGACAAUGGAGUAACAAACCAACUGUUAUAAUCAGCUGGAAGGAACUCGUCUCAUCAGAUUGACACCAAGCAUGAAAAAACAAAUGACAAAAAGUAAAGAUCUGAGGUUACUAACAAUAUUGAAAGUUAUUCAUAGCCUAAUUUGAAAGUAAGAAUAAACAGUCUAGUCGUACACUAAAAUGUCAUCAGAACACCUCAAACAAAUAUGGUUUACCAUGACGUAAGUGCUUCAUACACAGUUUGAAUGAGAAAAUGACAAAAUAUGUGCAUGUACUGACAGGAUAUAGGACCACAAGUGUUUAUACAUGUAGUGAUAUCUCUGUUAAUUAUUUACUACCGGUAUUAAAACUAAAUUGAUCAGGACAUGUCAUAAUCAUUUCAAAGACAAUAAUUUCUUUCUGAAAUCAAAUUCAGGAAGCAAAAUCAGUUAAUAAGAAUGUGUGGAGCUAAGGUGUGUUACGAAUAGCUGUUUCUUUUUCAUCCCAUAAUUGUAAAUUUAAAAAUAGUAAAUGUCUAUGCAUCAA